UCAAGACCCGGACAGGCUGCAGCGCUGGCCAUUGCAGCUUGAGGUGCUCUGAGUUCAGAGGGGUCUUGGUGCUGUUUUCUGAGAUCCCACCACCAUCCCCUCCACCGGCGCGAGCGAGUUCUCCAUGGCCUGAGCAUCAGUUCUUCUUUUUGGCUGAAAGCCCCCGCCCAGAGGCAGGUUCGUCGCGGCGGCGGUGGAGAUCGCAGGUCGCUCAGGCUUGCAGAUGGGUCAGGGUCUGUGGAGAGUGGCCAGAAACCAGCAGCUCCAGCAGGAGAGCUACGGGGAGCAAGGCUGCCUGGGCAGAGAGCAGAGCAGGGGGAUGGCCCCGAGCAGCGCCCCUCACCCUGGCCAUCGCAAACAAGUCCAGGGAGGCAUUGACAUUUACCACCUUCUGAAGGCAAGGAGAUCUAAAGAACAGGAAGGGUUCAUUAACUUGGAAAUGCUGCCUCCUGAGCUAAGCUUUACCAUCUUGUCCUACCUGAAUGCAACUGACCUCUGCUUGGCUUCAUGUGUUUGGCAGGACCUUGCUAACGAUGAACUUCUCUGGCAAGGGUUGUGCAAAUCCACUUGGGGUCACUGUUCCAUAUACAAUAAGAACCCACCUCUGGGGUUUUCUUUUAGGAAAUUGUAUAUGCAGCUGGAUGAAGGCAGCCUCACCUUUAAUGCCAACCCAGAUGAGGGAGUGAACUACUUUAUGUCCAAAGGAAUCCUAGAUGAUUCACCAAAGGAGAUAGCCAAGUUCAUCUUCUGUACAAGAACACUAAAUUGGAAAAAACUGAGAAUCUACCUUGAUGAAAGGAGAGAUGUCUUGGACGACCUUGUAACACUGCACAAUUUUAGGAACCAAUUCUUGCCAAAUGCACUGAGAGAAUUUUUUCGUCACAUUCAUGCCCCUGAAGAGCGUGGGGAGUAUCUCGAAACUCUCAUAACAAAGUUCUCACAUAGGUUCUGUGCUUGUAAUCCUGACUUAAUGCGAGAACUUGGCCUUAGUCCUGAUGGUGUCUACGUGCUGUGCUACUCUCUGAUUCUACUUUCUAUCGACCUCAGUAGCCCUCACGUGAAGAAUAAAAUGUCAAAAAGAGAAUUUAUUCGAAAUACCCGUCGUGCUGCUCAAAACAUUAGUGAAGAUUUUGUAGGGCACCUUUAUGACAACAUCUACCUUAUUGGCCACGUGGCUGCGUAAAAGCACAAGUGCUAGGACUUCAGCUUUGCCUUCAGAUUGAAGCCACCCACAGGCUGACUUAGCAGACUGCAUCCACACUGGUUCUUCCAGUCUGUGUAUACAAUCAAGCUUGAGUGUACAACCUAUUUUUCUUUUGCUCUUUUUUAGUAUUUUCUUAAGGAACUAAAUAAUUUUGCAGAAUUUUUUCUUAUUUUGCCUAUCAUGUUUUGCACAAAGCAGAACCACUGCCUGACACAGCUAUUAAGGAAUGUUAGACUGAAUUAUAUUCUAAAAGAUGGUGUAUUUGUGCAUUAGAUUUGCCUGAAAAACUUCACCCAUUUUCAUUCUUUUUUUAAAUACCAUGUAAUGUGUACAUAUUUAAAGAGAUUUAUAAUCAUAAUUAUUUUAUUGUAAUGGUUCUUCCUUUUCUCU
Messenger RNA from Nycticebus coucang (slow loris), 1594 nucleotides. RefSeq names its product F-box protein 8 (gene FBXO8). Lineage: Eukaryota; Metazoa; Chordata; Mammalia; Primates; Lorisidae. Gene Ontology annotation, molecular function: protein binding; guanyl-nucleotide exchange factor activity. The transcript has 6 exons. Bases 224 to 1183 code for a protein of 319 amino acids. The record is from RefSeq and is a predicted model, not a curated record. Gene Ontology annotation, biological process: regulation of ARF protein signal transduction.